CAGAGAGCAAGCAACCAGCCACCAAAAAUCGGUCGAAGAAGCAGAGACUUGAGCUUUUGAGCAGCAAGUAGAGGAGAGCAGCGAUGCCGUUUGUGCCGGCGUGCGUGCAGUGCGGGACGCGGAGCAACCCGUGCCGGUGCAAGGUGGUCGGGCCGACGCUGGGGUUCGUGGCCUUCGUGGUCACCGGCGUGGUGGAGUGGCCGCUGGGCGCGGCGGUGUACCUGUUCCGCCGCCGCAAGGGACGCCGCAUCAUGGGACACCCGGCCAGGGUCGUCUACCCGCGCGUCACCACGGCCAUCCCCAUCUAAUCCUCAUCCUAAUGGCAUCCGUCAGCUUGUGUUCAUUGAUGGGAUUCAAUAAAAGGGCGGGGGUGUUGGUGUGUGCUUGUGUUGUAAGCUUGUAGUCUGUGCAAUUGGUCCGUGUAUUUUCGUUUUCCUACGGAAACGUGGUGUAUGUGUGUCAGUGUAUUUUUUUAAAGAAAACUUUCAAUCUAUUCAUCU
Molecule: messenger RNA, 500 nt
Organism: Triticum dicoccoides
Lineage: Eukaryota; Viridiplantae; Streptophyta; Magnoliopsida; Poales; Poaceae
Exons: 1
Coding region: 84-308 (74 amino acids)
Source: RefSeq, a predicted model, not a curated record